CUGAGAAAUGCGGAAGUGAGCUGAGAUCCAUCCGCCAGAUAAUGUGAGUUAUAAAUGUUUUUCUGCGGGACUCUCCGCGGCCAGCCGCCCGUCUGAAGCACGAGCCGCCCGCGGUGAGGAAGAUGAUGAUGAAGAUGAUGAUGAUGAUGAAGACAGAGGAACCUGGGAAGUAGUGCGGCGGAAUGAGUUUUACACACGGCUGUUGUUUUCUCAAGACCGACUUCAACAUGUUUUUCAAGACCGCCGAGGAGGACAUGGAGCUGCGGGACUGGCAGAGGGACCGGGGCACCGGGGAGCCGCUGCUUCCCGUCCUGGCGACUCAGAGGACGUUUGACUACGUCCUGGUGUCCAGCAAGCUGGACGAGGAGGUGGACUCCCAGAAGGCCGAGCGGCAGAGAGCGUUCCUGCAGCAGCUGCAGAAGAAGAAGAUCCGCGUCACCAAAAUCGUUCACGACGACAAGGUGUUCUUCGGCCUGCGAGCGCCCACCGAGCUGUUCGAGCAGUACAAGUACCUGCUGAGGGUGUCCGACUCCUGCAACUGGAGCGAAGACGCGAACGGCUGCAUUCCCCAGGCCACCCGGAUCCGGGUCGUCCACUUCAUCCUCCAUCAGACCUUCAUCGGCACGGGAGAGGACCUGAAGGAGCUGCUGGACAAGGAUGUGUUUGAGACCAUGUUUGCCCUCCACGAGAGGAAGAAACAGAAGGAGCUGAAGAAGGACUGGGCUCGAUGGUCGGCGCUGUGUAAGGGCCAGCCUGUCAGCGAUGUCAGGUGUUACUUCGGGGAGAAGGUGGCGCUGUACUUCCUGUGGCUGGGCUGGUACACCAAGCUGCUGGUGCCGGCCGCCUCCCUGGGCGUCGUGGUCUUCCUGUACGGCAUCGCCUUCUUCAACACCAACCCCCUCAUUAAGGAGGUGUGUGAGUCGUCCAUCAUCAUGUGUCCCAGGUGUGAUAAGAGGGAGUGCACAGUGUGGAAGCUGUCUGACACCUGCACCUACGCCAAGGUCACACACCUGUUUGACAAUGAGGGCACGGUGGCGUUCGCCAUGUUCAUGGCGGUCUGGGCCACUCUGUUCCUGGAGCUGUGGAAGAGGCACCGAGCCCGACACGUGUCUGAGUGGAAGGUGUUCGACUGGUGUGAAGACGAGGAGGAGCUGAUCCUGGAGAUCAUCAACGAUCCAGACUGUCAGCCCAAAAAGUUCAGACACUCGUACCUGCGCAGCACCGUGGUCCUCGUCCUGGUAACACUCAUGCUGAUGCUGAUCAUCGGCCUGGCUCAGGCCCUGGUGGUGUUCCGGGUGGUGGCGGCGCCGCUGCUGUCCGAGGGCAGCUGGGAGUUCAUCAGGGAUCACGCCAACAUGGUGGCCAUGAUGCUGGGCGCUGUGCUGCACUACAUAACCAUCCAGAUCAUGACCCGGGUGAACAGGUGGGUCGCCUUCAGGCUGUGUGAGAUAGAGAAGAUUCGCUCGCUCGCUGCCGCAGAGCGAAGCUUCACAGUGAAGAUGUUCACCUUCCAGUUCUUCACCCUCUUCUCCUCGCUCUUCUAUGUGGCUUUCUUCCUGGGCAGGAUCAACGGCUAUCCAGGCAACUACGUGCGGAUAGCAGGCAGGUGGAGGCUGGAGGAGUGUCAUCCCAGCGGCUGUUUGACCGACCUGUUCAUCCAGAUGGCCGUCAUCAUGCUGCUCAAGCAAAUACUCAACAACAUCUUUGAAUUCACUGUGCCCUGGCUGAAGAGCUUCUGCCGGAGGAACACCGCCAAGAAGCUGGAGAGGAAGUGUGGCCGCUGCUACAGGAAGGCCUGCCGUGAUGAAACUGGAACUGUGGAACCAUGUGAAGUCUGCAAACUCCGUGAUUGGCUGCGCAACUACCACCUGGCCGACAUCAACGCCUUCAGCCUCUUCAACGAGUUCCUGGAGAUGGUGAUCCAGUUCAGCUUCACCACCAUCUUCGUAGCGGCGUUCCCGCUGGCUCCCCUGCUCGCUCUGAUCAACAACAUCUUUGAGAUCCGCCUGGAUGCCAUCAAGAUGGUCAGCUUGGAGCGGCGGCUCGUUCCCAGGAAAACCAAUGACAUCGGGAUCUGGACGAACGUUUUGGAGGCCAUCGGCGUGCUGGCAGUGAUCGCCAACGGCCUGGUGAUCGGAGUCUCAUCCGACUUCAUCCCUCGCCUCGUCUACCGCUAUGGCUACGGACCGUGUGCCAACGGAAACAUGUCCACACACUGCAUGCAGGGCUACAUCAACAACACUCUGUCCACGGCCUACAUGUCAGACCCGAUGGUGCAGAAGGCCUUCCGGCCCGAUCAGCUGAUCACAGAGAACGGCGUCAACGUCACUCAGUGCAGCUAUAAGGAUUACCGGAGCGAUGAGGACAACAGUCUGACAUCUCAGUUCUGGCUGGUUUUGGCCGUUCGAUUCGCCUUCGUCAUCCUGUUUGAGCAUGUGGUGGUGAUGUGUAAGUUCGUGGCGGCCUGGUUCGUGCCCAGCAGUCCGAUGCGGGUGAAGAACGUGCGGCUGCAGGACCAGCUGGCCCGGCUGAAGGACGAGCUGCGUGGGAUGAAGCGCGACAGCAAAUCAACAGAGGUCUAGCGCCGCUGCUCCUCUCAGGCCAUCUCUUUAAACCACAGGGAAGCGAUGGACGGACUCUGGCCUCCACAGCUGGACGUCCUGCUGAAACAGGACGGCACGCAGGGAGGGACAAAUUCAAAACUGGACCAAAACUGAACAGGAAAAGAGACUCAGGAGACUCAGGAGGCGGAGGAGAGCUGGGUGUGGGUCCUGCAGAGGGUUUAGUCUCUGACUCGUCGUCCAGACCUGCAUCACCGAGCUUCAGGUGUUUUAUCCUGGACGACAGAAAAUCUCUGAUUUAUUAUUAGACGACAUUUUUCCAUGAGCUCACUGCUGUAACCAGUAAAAAUAAAAAAAUAUAUAUUGUUAAAGGUGCACUACGCAAAAUUACUGAGGGUCAAUUUAAGCGAGGACUGUGUGGACCAAGCUGACAAAAAAAAUGAAAUAAACACAAUUUGAUGGUUGAGUCUACAUAGUUCUCAUCAUUGACCCGACUCACUAAUAGAUUACUUGCUUACUGUAUGCCAUGUUUUUUUUUUUGUUUGUUUGUUUGUUUUUUGUUUUUUUUGGUCAGUUGAGUCUAAUUCCAUUGACCUCCACAGUAGAACAGCUCCCAAAGCACAUAAACCAACGGAAACAAACACAACAAGUCCCGGUUCCCACUUUUCUUUAGGAAAUUAAAACGCUAUUUUCAUUUUAUUUUCCUGUUGUUUUUUUUGUUUUUUUUUUUUUUUUGAGAUUGGAAAGUAGAUCCGGCAGGUUUUGUGUGCAGGAAACUACCACAAUGUAACCUUGAGCCAAGAAGAAAUAACCGGAUAGUACUUUGGCAAAUAAUUGUAAUUACAUGGGGGAAAAAAGUGGGGACGGGGACUUGUUGUUGUUUAUGUUGUAAUAAUCCGGUGUGUUGGUGUUGGUUUCUGUGCUAAAAGUGUAAUUUUACUUUAGGAGCUGUUUUGCUGUGGAAGUGAAUGGAGGGACACAAACCCAGUGCUGUGGAUCACUGUGGACACCACCACAGCGGCACAUUUGCUUUAAAUCAGCCGUGGACAGUUUUGCGUAGUGCACCUUUAAACGGGUGUGUGCUGUGAUACAGAGAAUCAGCUCAUGACGUGGAAAAGUCAUUUUUCCUAGUUGUCAAAACAGAAAAAGGGAAGCCUCUGCUCCGGCGUGAUAACCACCAGUUUGCAGUGCGGAGUCAGCGUGUGCCUCCGUGUGGUCGUCUGCAAAACAUCAGGACUUAAAAGAAAAAAAAAAAAAAAAAAAGCUUUUCCAGUUGUGUAAAAAUGCUCC
Molecule: messenger RNA, 3851 nt
Organism: Myripristis murdjan (pinecone soldierfish)
Lineage: Eukaryota; Metazoa; Chordata; Actinopteri; Holocentriformes; Holocentridae
Gene: ano9b
Product: anoctamin 9b
Exons: 24
Coding region: 183-2582 (799 amino acids)
Biological process (GO): chloride transmembrane transport
Cellular component (GO): plasma membrane
Molecular function (GO): chloride channel activity; protein dimerization activity
Source: RefSeq, a predicted model, not a curated record